GGGAAAACCCCGACGCGAGCCUCAAGGGGAGUCCAUCGCCUCUCGCUCACAUCCACCCAUCCGUGUGGACAACUGCUGGGCCAUGUCUCAAUUACGCCUGCUCACCACACUCCUAACCUUCACACUCGUGCUGAUUGCUCCAGUCUCUACAGAGGACAAUCAAGAGGAUUGCCCCCAAGGAAGUUACAGAACCGAAACCAACAUCUGCUGCUAUCUGUGCCCUGCAGGGACGCACAAGAGCCACGAAUGCACAACGCAUGGACAGUUCCCAGUCUGCCUGUCGUGCAUAGAUAAAUCAACGUUCACAGACUCCGCAAAUAACCUCACAAGCUGCCAAGCAUGCAAAAUCUGCGACAAAAGCGAACUCUUUGAACGCCAGUGCAGCACGAUUAGCGACACGGUGUGCACGUGCAUCAAAGGACUACACAGACCGAGUCCGUCCCAGGCCUGCGAGGACAUUGAAGGCUCCAAGGGUUGGAUUUGGGCCGUCGUGCCCGUCGUGAUGGUGACUGUGGCUGGAUUCGUUGGCCUCAUAUUUUGGAUGAAGAAACUGCAAGGGAAAAGAUCUCGUCUACUCAAGGACACCGAAGUUGAGAUGCAACUGCUGCAUGGCGACGACCACUCCAUGCCAACCCCAGUGGAACCACAGGUGGAGGUUGUCGUUGUGAGAGAUGCCGUGGAGAUGAUCCAAGAGAAGAUGGCCUCGAGUGGAGGUGCCGUGUGGACGUGGCUGAGUGACAGCCGCUUAGAGCUGCUGGGGAGUGGAGGUGGUGGGGUCGGGCCGCACCUCUUGCUCGACCUCUUCCUGCGGGAGCUCAUCGACGAGGUCGAGUACUGGAAGGCACGCGGCCUCCCUGAUGCGUCGCGACGGGCACACUACGUCAUCGGCCUCGUGGUAGACAGAGGAGAGGAGGCCUGCGGGAAGUUCAGGGACAUUUACAAGGACUUCAGUAGCAGGAAGAGAACAUUUCUAGACAUGCAGAGACAGGCUGAAAUCUGCUCACCAACAUUCGACCCGAACACAGCAAACAAGAUGCUCCUCCUGUCCACGGACCUCAAGACAGUGACGAGAGCAACUCAUGCUCAUCCGUACCCAGAUCACGGGGAUAGGUUUGUGAGUCACCCCCAGGUGCUGUGCUCUGAGAAAUGCAUCUCCGGGCGCCACUACUGGGAGCUGCACGUGGGCUGUGCAGAGCAAUACAUGGUCGGUGUCGUUAGUACGAAUGUGUCCAGAAGUGGUGGGGAAGGUGAUCUGGGACACAGCGCUGCUUCCUGGUGCGUGUGGAGACGUGACGCUGAGCUCGUGGCUGCUCACGAUGGAGAAGUCACCGUGCUGAACCCGCCAGUGCCUCCCCAGCGAAUCGGGCUUCACCUGGACUGUGACCAUUCGAAGCUCACGUUUGUUUGUGCCGAGACCAUGACGCCUCUGCACACUUUUACACAUAUGUGGGAACGCCAUUUUAUGUCUACAAAGAAGUGUCGUUUUUAUCCUGUCGUGUGUCUGCACAGCGGUUCGAUCACCAUAGCCCAACCCCUCAGUGGUGGCGUCUCCACUCUUGAGAAGAGUCCAAAACCCGCGUCUGGGUCUACGGCAGAGGGCUCUCAGAUGGCACUGCUGCUGUCUAGGAGACCCUAUCUCUUACUGCAUGAGAUGUUGAUGCAGGGCCACAUCAAGGAGCACGUCUACUGGAAGGCGUACAUGGAAAAAGACUCCAGAAAGUGUGAAAAGUUCAUCCGCGAGGAAGUUAAACGUGUAAAGAAGGACGGGGAGCUCAAGGUAGUGAUGGAAGCCACUAGAAGCAAUGAAAGAGACUUCCUCGCCAUGUUACAAUCGUCAGAAAGGUGCUCUCCCACCGUGAAUCCCAAUUCCGUGAACUCCGACCUCCGCCUCUCCGUCGACCUCAGGACGGUGACUCUGUCCUCCGAGCACCACUCUUACCCCCACCACCCCGAGCGCUUUGAGAACUCUGCUCAGGCGCUGUGCCGCGAGGGCUUCUCCAGCGGCGCGCACUACUGGGAGGUGGACGUGGGCGGCGCGGAGCAGUUCAGAGUGGGCGUCGCGUGCGCCACUCUGCCGCGCGGAGGGAGCGCGGAGGCGCGGCUCCUGGGCGCGGGCGCGGACUCCUGGUGCCUGUGGAGACGCGAGGGCGGCUACGCGGCGAGCCACCGCGGCCGCCACACCGCACUGGCGGCCGUGCGCCCUCCUCCCAGGAAGAUCGGCGUUCAUCUGCAUUUGGAAGAGGGGCUCCUCUCGUUCUACUGCGCCGACACCAGGAGGCGGCUGCACUCAUUCAAUGCCACCGCCUUCCCAGGCCCUCUCUACCCCGCCCUGUGCGUGCACAAGGGGACGGUCACCAUACUUCGCCUGAGUCUACGGUUUGAGGAGGGUGAAGGAGCGACCGGUGAGGUGGGGAAGAGGAAUGAUGAGGAGAGAGCAGAAGAGAAUGGUCGUCAAAGUAAGGCUGGAGUAGCGAGUGAUGUGGGAGAGGGUGGAGGAGAGAAGAGUCAUUGGGUUGAUGGAGGAGAGAAGAGUGAGGUGGGCGAUAGUGGGGCAGGGAAGAGUGAUGGGUGGGAGAGCGGGAGAGUGAACCCUGAUCCUGAGGCGCAGGAUGGAGGAGCAGUGGUAAAUGCUGCAGGGGAGAGCGGCGAUGCGACAAAGGAAGAUGUGGAGACUUUUACAGACAACGUGAAAAGUAAAGUUACAAAGAAGAACCUUGUUGGAAAAUUCUUGAGUAAGACAGGAAGAAAGAGUGAUGAGCAUAGCACUAAGGCAAUGAAGAGUGAGGUUGGAGAGGAUGGGAGAGUGAAGGAGAGUGAAGGAGAGAAGCGUGAUGUGAGUCAGCGCGAUGCAAAGAAGAGCGGAGUCGUAGAAAUCGAAGUGGAGGGUGGAGGAGCAGUAGAAAUCACUGACGGGGAGAGUGGCGAUGCGAAGAAGGGAGCGGCGGCGACUUUAAAAGACAACGUGAAAAGUAAAGAUAAGAAGAACCUUGUUGGGAAAGUUUUGAGCAAGGCAGGAAUAAAGAGCGGUGUGCGUAGCGGUGAGGCAGUGGAGGCUGAGGUGGCGCAGGGUGCGAGAGUGAAGGAGCGUGGAGGAGAGGAGAGCGGAGGAGAGAAGAGUAUCGUGGUGAAGAGUGAAGAAGGGAAAUUCGACGGGUGCAAGAGUGAAGGAGAGACGAGCGAUGUGAGUAAGAGUGGAGUUGUAAAGAACGAGGUGGGAGGUGAAGGAGCAGUACAAAGCACCGCUGGGGAGAGUGGGGACACGGUGAAGGGAGCCGAGGGUUCUGUAAAACACAUCAUGAAGGAAUAACGCAGAACCUUGUUGGGAAAGUUUUGAGUAAGGCAGGAACAAAGAGCGGUGUGCGUAGCAGUGAGGGAGUGGAGAGUGAGGUGGGGCAGGAUGGGAGAGCGAAGGAGAGUGAUGUGGAGGAGAGUGGAAGAGUGAUGGAGGAGAGAAUGUCGAUGGCUACGACUGUCUGUUGAAAUGACGACAGUUGUCUCGGAAUCUUGGCACGAGUUUACGUCAUCCUUUGUGUUUUACAUUCGACCCUUGAUUAUCCGCGUGUGGGGUUUAUCCAAUCUGCGGAUCAACCGCGCACCUGAGAUUGACAUGAAUUAAUAACUCAUGGAUAUCCCCUUAAGCUCACGUUAAUAGCCUAAAACAGUUACACCUCGUUAUUCUUGGAAAUGUUUAUUACAAGUCACAUGGUGCUUAAACCGAACAAAUGUGCGCCGGUUAAGCCAAAAUCACGUGGUCGCCCCGACAGUACAGUAGUUUGCAUAUCUUUAUAAACUAGGGGCGGAGUUUGAUUGGAGUGGCUCUGCUGCUGUCCAAUUAGUGGGCGGAAUCUUCUUCUCGAGAGUAGGAAAGUCAUCACUGAGCGCGUGCAUCAAAUCGGUCGAUUGUUAGUUUUAGGCCAUUGUUUGUGUUUUAUUUGUAUGGACUUUUGUAAUUAAACAAGAUCAAUACAUUGAC
Molecule: messenger RNA, 3973 nt
Organism: Lethenteron reissneri (Far Eastern brook lamprey)
Lineage: Eukaryota; Metazoa; Chordata; Hyperoartia; Petromyzontiformes; Petromyzontidae
Molecular function (GO): protein binding
Source: RefSeq, a predicted model, not a curated record